GAGGGUUAGUUUUCGAAGAACGACGAGCUCGAGAUUAUUGAUUUUCAAGUGGAGAUUGAAUCAGUGAUAAUGGACAAUGAGACGAAAGCAACCACCUUCAGCAAAUCAACAGGGCUUCCUAGGAAGAGAUUCUACAGAGCAAGAGCUCAUAGUAACCCACUUAGCGAUUCUCACUUCCCAAUCCCCAUAUCUCCAGCUCAUGUCGACUAUUCACUUCACUUCCCCAAAUUCGUUGAAGCUGACAACAAAUUCAUCAAGAAGGUUGAGUUUGCGGAUAUCGGAUGCGGGUUUGGUGGCCUACUAAUCUCCCUUGCGACGCUUUUCCCCGAUACGCUAAUGAUCGGUAUGGAGCUCAGAGAUAAAGUGACGGAGUACGUUAAAGAACGGAUCUUAGCUUUAAGGAGAACAAGCUCGGAGGGACAGUAUGAGAACAUCUCCGUUGUUAGGACAAACUCGAUGAAGUACAUUCCGAAUUACUUCGAGAAAGGACAGCUUUCGAAGAUGUUUUUCCUCUUCCCUGAUCCACAUUUUAAGGAGAAGAAUCAUAGGAGGAGAGUGAUUAGUACUCAUUUGUUAGAUGAGUAUGCUUAUGUUCUUAGAGCUGGUGGGAUUAUUUACACAAUCACUGAUGUAGAGGAGCUUGGAGAGUGGAUGAAGUCUUGCUUAGAGAAACAUCCGAUGUUUGAAUCUCUAACACAAGAAGAGCUUGUUUCGGAUCCUGUUGUUGAGCUUCUAUGCAGUGCUACUGAGGAAGGACAGAAAGUUGCUAGAAAUGGUGGACAGACUUUCAGAGCAGUUUUUAGACGCAUUGCAUAUGUUUCUUGAAUUCUUUAUUUCUCGUUGUAGUAAUCUUUGUUGUAACACAGCUUCUUUCUUAAUUUCAAAAUUUUGGGAUAAUAUUACAGAAGUUGAGAAAUUAUUGUUCUACAAAGCCA
This is a messenger RNA of Arabidopsis thaliana (thale cress), 935 nucleotides long. Its product is annotated as tRNA (guanine-N-7) methyltransferase. Gene Ontology annotation, molecular function: tRNA (guanine(46)-N7)-methyltransferase activity; tRNA binding. Gene Ontology annotation, biological process: tRNA (guanine-N7)-methylation; tRNA modification. Gene Ontology annotation, cellular component: nucleus. Lineage: Eukaryota; Viridiplantae; Streptophyta; Magnoliopsida; Brassicales; Brassicaceae. The coding region runs from base 70 to 825 and encodes 251 amino acids. The transcript is spliced from 2 exons. The record is from RefSeq and is marked reviewed.